AUGAUGGAUGACUAUGUGAGCGAGUCGGACAGCGACUACACGAGCUACUGGAGGGAUUGGUUUAUCUCGUCUAGGGGCAACGAGUACUUUUGUGAAAUCGAUGAGGACUAUCUCACAGAUAGGUUCAACCUGACAGGCCUAAACACCGAGGUUCAGUACUACCAAUAUGCGCUGGAUCUCGUCACCGAUGUCUUUGAUCUCGAGUGUGAUGAUGAGAUGCGCGAAGCCAUAGAGAAGUCUGCGAGGCACCUUUAUGGUCUUGUGCAUGCUCGCUAUAUUGUUACGACUAGGGGUCUAUCAAAAAUGCUUGACAAGUACAAAAAGGCCGAGUUUGGAAAAUGCCCUCGUGUCAUGUGCCACUCCCACCCUCUCCUUCCCAUGGGUCUUUCUGAUGUGCCCAACCUGAAGCCAGUCAAGCUCUACUGUGCCAAAUGCGAGGACAUCUACAAUCCCAAAUCAUCGCGCCAUGCCGCCAUUGACGGCGCUUACUUUGGCACCUCGUUCCAUAAUAUCCUCUUUCAAGUGUAUCCUACCCUCAUCCCCACUAAGAGCGUAGACCGAUACGUCCCCCGUGUCUACGGAUUCAAGGUUCACGCCUCUGCGGCCCUGAUUCGCUGGCAGAGCUCUAAGCGCGACGAGAUGCGUCGUCGACUUCGCAAGCUCGAGAUCGACACUGGUUUCCGCGACGAGAUGGAGGAUGAAGAAGAGGACGACGACGAGGAACUCGAGUUUGAGGGAAUAGACGGCCGCAUGGCUGUUGUUGAGGGCCUUUAG
Messenger RNA from Fusarium venenatum, 774 nucleotides. Its product is annotated as casein kinase II, regulatory subunit. The record is from RefSeq and is a predicted model, not a curated record. Gene Ontology annotation, biological process: regulation of transcription by RNA polymerase III. NCBI's taxonomy places the organism in Eukaryota, Fungi, Ascomycota, Sordariomycetes, Hypocreales, Nectriaceae. Gene Ontology annotation, molecular function: protein kinase regulator activity. Gene Ontology annotation, cellular component: protein kinase CK2 complex; cytoplasm; UTP-C complex.